Messenger RNA from Prunus dulcis (almond), 2051 nucleotides. Its product is annotated as protein PLASTID TRANSCRIPTIONALLY ACTIVE 12, chloroplastic. Gene Ontology annotation, cellular component: chloroplast; nucleus. Gene Ontology annotation, biological process: positive regulation of DNA-templated transcription; plastid transcription; positive regulation of red or far-red light signaling pathway. Lineage: Eukaryota; Viridiplantae; Streptophyta; Magnoliopsida; Rosales; Rosaceae. The coding region runs from base 240 to 1856 and encodes 538 amino acids. The transcript has 11 exons. The record is from RefSeq and is a predicted model, not a curated record.
GGAGGAAAAAUGCAAAGCCCUUAUCCAAUUUUCCAAAACCCUGAGCUACCCCACUUCCACUCUCGAGUCUACUACUUACACAGAGGGUUGAGCCCAAAAGCUCCUAACUUUAAAUCCCCAGCAACGAUUCAUACCUUCAUCUAUACGCAGAAUUCAGCAGCUGAACCAGCUCAAUAACUCCCUUUUCAAAUCUUGCAAUAUAGCGAUUUUGGUGAUAUUUAUGCUGCGGUUAAAGUGAAAUGGCAUCUAUAUCAGGAACUUGGCUGUAUCAAGCUUUUGGUGUGCUUCUGGCAGAUAGAGGAUUGAAAGGUGCAGUCUUAGCACAGAGCCAUGCUACUGGGAACCCAUGUUUCAAUCAUUUCAAGGCAUCAACUGUAAGUUCAUUUCCAGUUGGAUUAUUCCAAGUUAGAGUUGGCUCGAAUAUAUCACCAAAGAGGGCACCUUUACUUCCUUCUAUAAAGUGUGAGAAGAAGGAUGAUUCCUCCAAAGAUUUCUCUAUUGAGCGUCCACCCUAUGAUAGCUAUAUGGACUCAACAUCUGGGCAGCUUGAACCUGCAUCAGGUGCUCGUGCCAGCAUUCCAGGGCAGGAUUAUUGGCCUGAAGGCACUGCAAGUCGAGUUAGGGCUGCCAGGGCUCCUGAGCCCACUGGUAAAUCAGUUGGAUCUCCAUCUUAUGGUAGAAAUCCUGGAAGUAGGAGGAGGAAGAAUAAAACAUCAGUUGCUGCUGGUGAAUCUUCUGAACCAAGUGUAGAAUCAAGUGAUACAGUGGCAGUGGAACUGGAACCAGAGACUUCAGAGGACACACUAGAGGAUACUAAAGAUUUCCCAUCUGAAUAUGUUGUCUAUCAGACUGAACCUGAAAAAGAAGAAGAAACAGGAUUUGAACUAGACAAGAAACUUGGACGUCCUCAUCCCUUUAUUGAUCCAGAAACAAAGAAGCCACUAGAGGAGCCACUUACGAGUGAUGAACUAUGGUGGAACUGGAAAAAACCAGACAAGGAACAAUGGUCCAGAUGGCAAAGGAGACGACCAGAUCUUGAAACGGUUUUUCUCAAAGCAAUGGCAGAGACUGGGCAAGUAAAGCUUUAUGGUGAACAUCCAACAUUGACUGAAACUUCACUUUACAGAGCAAGACGACAUCUUUUCAAGGAAGAGAGGCUUCAAGCAGAACAAGAGAAGCUUGAUAGAAUAGGUCCACUUGCAUACUAUUCAGAAUGGGUAAAAGCGUGGAAAAGAGACACUUCCCGAGAAGCUGUUCAGAAACAUUUUGAAGAGACUGGUGAAAAUGAAACAACCCAACUAAUUGAAAUGUUUUCUCAACAAACUGAUCGAGAGUAUCGCAUAAUGAUGGGGACUGAUAUCCGUAUACGUAGGGACCCCUUAGCGAUGCGUAUGCGAGAGGAUCAAAUAAAGCAAAUAUGGGGCGGAGAUCCUGUUUACCCAACUGUGAACUAUAUUCAAGAUCCAGAUGAAGUGAUUGAUUACAGAGGCCCAGAUUUUCAUGAACCAACACCAAAUAUGCUGUCUUUUCUGAAGGAGCAUGGAAAAAUCAUAUCAAGGGAGGAAAUUGAGAAAAUUCUGUCAAAAGAGAAGACCGAAGAGCUUGAGGCACCUGAUAUGGAUGAAGCUAUGGCAAAAGCUGUUGACAUUGGUGAAGAUGAUGAAGGAGAAGAUAGUGAGGCCGAGGUUGAUGAACAAGGAGAGAAAAUCACACGCAAUUGGAGUGUUAUGAAAACUACUCCUGGGCUUACCAAGUCAAAGGGUAAACCCAAAAAGGACGCCUUGUCUUUGGAAGAGGCUGUAGAAGAUUCAGAGAACUUGACAGAUUUUCUGAUGGACUUUGAGGAAGAAGUGUAAAUAUAUUCUUUGGAAGAUUUUGGUUUGUUGAGAUUCACAAAGAAAUAGGCGAUGAAGUAGGUGUAUGCAUUAUUAUGUAAUCCAGCAGUAAAACUGUAACUUAUUUACAUGAAUGAAACAGAAGGUAAAGUUAUUGACCUGACUUAGUCAUUUUUUAACAAAAUUAAUGUGCAUGGCAUUAUGGCCUCUUUUUUU